AGCUUCGAGGAUGUGGCUGGGAUCGACCAGGCGAAGGAUCAAGUGAUGCAGCUAGUGGAUAUCAUGCAGAAUCCCUCGAGGUAUCGGCGCCUGGGAGCGAGGCAGCCCAAAGGUCUUCUACUCGUGGGCCCUCCAGGAACCGGAAAGACUCUCCUCGCCCGCGUGAUCGCUGCUCGGCUCAAACUUCCUUUCUUCUUCGCUUCCGGCUCGGACUUUGUGGAGAUGUUCGUCGGACGAGGAGCUGCGCGUGUGCGUGAGCUCUUUGCUCGUGCAGAGAAGGCGGCACCUUGCGUCAUUUUCUUGGACGAGCUUGACGCGCUGGGCAAGAGCCGAGGGUCGGGAAUGCAGAUUGUUCGCAACGACGAAGGAGAGCAGACGUUGAACCAGCUGCUGGCCUGCAUGGAUGGCAUCGAUACCCAGGGCAACGGUAUCGUCAUCAUCGCAGCUACGAAUAGAUACGACAUCCUCGACGAUGCCCUAACACGACCAGGUCGUUUUGAUCGAGUUGUUCGGGUUCCCCUCCCUGACAAGGAAGGGAGAGAAAAGGUCCUCCGGGUGCACGCCAAGACAACUCGCCUUUCUUCCUCUGUCAACUUGGCUCGCAUCGCUGAGAACACGGAAGGCUUCUCGCCCGCCGAGCUCUCCUCAAUCAUCAACGAAGCCGCUAUCAUGGCAGCCACCAAGAAUGCUGAGUCGGUCACGCAGGCGGACCUUGAGGAGGCACUUCGCUCCUACAAGGUGUCUCGAGGAAAGGCAGGGCUGUUUGGUCUUGGGAAAUGAAAUGUUGAUGAGAGGAGCGCAUGAAUAAAAUGCAGGAUAUGAAGGUUUUGUAAUGAAGAAUACGUGUUGUCGUCUCUG
Guillardia theta CCMP2712 is the source of this 858-nucleotide messenger RNA. RefSeq lists its product as hypothetical. Gene Ontology annotation, cellular component: chloroplast thylakoid. Bases 46 to 780 code for a protein of 244 amino acids. The record is from RefSeq and is a predicted model, not a curated record. Lineage: Eukaryota; Cryptophyceae; Pyrenomonadales; Geminigeraceae. Gene Ontology annotation, biological process: proteolysis. The transcript has 12 exons. Gene Ontology annotation, molecular function: ATP-dependent peptidase activity; ATP hydrolysis activity; ATP binding.